Molecule: messenger RNA, 2494 nt
Organism: Sinocyclocheilus grahami
Lineage: Eukaryota; Metazoa; Chordata; Actinopteri; Cypriniformes; Cyprinidae
Product: nuclear factor of activated T-cells, cytoplasmic 1-like
Exons: 9
Coding region: 236-2494 (752 amino acids)
Biological process (GO): cytokine production; calcineurin-NFAT signaling cascade; regulation of transcription by RNA polymerase II
Cellular component (GO): transcription regulator complex
Molecular function (GO): transcription factor binding; DNA-binding transcription factor activity, RNA polymerase II-specific; RNA polymerase II cis-regulatory region sequence-specific DNA binding
Source: RefSeq, a predicted model, not a curated record
UAUUCAUACAGUUGUGCGUUGUUAUUGCAUGCGCUUUUAAGUGUUUCGAAAGUGAGCUUUCAAAUCAAUUAUACAGUUUUCUCGUGGCUGGAAUACACCUUUAUUGCGGUAGAAGUAAACAUUUUUUAUCACAGAUAUCUGGACUCGUUAUAUUGGGAAAUAAAAGCCUCAUCGGACACUGCCGUGCGUAUUGGGAAAGUGCGUUGAACUUGGUGUGAGUUUACACUUCGCAAGCAUGAAAUCCGCAGAGGAAGAUGCAUAUGGUUACAGCCAAAACAACAGCAUCUCACUAGCUCUGAGCAACCCCUGCCCAACCUCCCAGUACCACAAUCUCCAGACCAGCCCUUCCAUGUCGAUAUCCAUCAGUCAGCCAUCCUCAUUCUCCCCUCAAGAUGACAUGAGAUCAGUGGGUUAUUUCCAAACAUCCGGCACCAGGUCCAAUGGAGCUCCCACAUUGGAAAGUCCACGCAUUGAGAUAACAGCUUACGGGCAGUUCCCCGAGGACGAAGUGGAGGAGAACAGCGUUCCCGUGACCAAGCGAGUCAAUUCCAUAGUGACAUUAACUUUGCCAAGCAUUGACGGUUAUCGUGACCCCACUUGCCUCAGCCCGGCGAGCAGCAUGUCUUCCCGUAGCUGCCAUUCAGAUGCAUCUUCGUACGAAUCAGGCUUCUCGUACAACUACGACAACUCGCCGCAGAACUCGCCCUGGCAGUCUCCCUGUGUCUCCCCGAAAGGUUCCUCAUCUCUGCAGUCUUGCACACUUGGUGCUUCUCCACGUCAUUCUCCCUCCGGUUCUCCCCGUACCAGUAUAACCGACGACAGCUGGAUGGGCACCCGAGGCUCACGACCGAAUUCUCCUUGUGGUGGUAAACGGAAGUACAGCUUCAACGGUGGCCCAUCGCACAAGUACCAUCCGCACUCGCCAAAUCAAUCCCCGGGGCUGUCGCCACACACUUCGCCCCGUCUCAGCGUGACGGAGGACAACUGGCUGCCCAACACCAAUCAGUACACCAACUCUGCCAUUGUUGCCGCCAUUAAUGCCCUCACCACAGAUGGAAUAGCAGAUCUUGGGGAGGGGAUCCCUUUGAAGUCCCGCAAGACCAGUCUGGAGCACAGCGCCUCGAUGAACCUGAAAGUAGAACCAGGUGGAGAGGAGACAGGAUCCCUGGAGCUUUGCCAGGAGGACUUCUCCUCAGCACGCCUGCCCUUCAAAAAAGAGACCUACUGCAGCGGCUUCUUGGAUGUGCCCCAACACCCAUAUUGGUCCAAGCCCAAGCCUUACAUCAGUCCAUCGUUGCCUGCUCUUGAUUGGCAGUUGCCUUCCAGUUCAGGGCCGUACAGCCUGCAGAUUGAGGUCCAACCCAAGUCCCAUCACCGUGCUCACUACGAGACUGAAGGCAGCAGAGGGGCCGUAAAAGCACUAGCGGGAGGGCAUCCAGUGGUCCAGCUUCAUGGCUACAUGGAGAGUGAGCCUCUGACCCUACAGCUGUUUAUUGGGACAGCAGACGACCGUCUUCUCCGGCCCCACGCCUUCUACCAGGUCCACCGUAUAACCGGGAAGACCGUGUCCACACCAAGCCACGAGGUCAUACAGUCCAACGCCAAAGUUCUUGAGAUUCCUCUAUUGCCUGAGAGCAACAUGAGGGCCAUAAUCGACUGCGCUGGAAUUCUCAAGCUGCGUAACUCAGACAUCGAGCUCCGGAAGGGCGAGACAGACAUCGGACGGAAGAACACGCGUGUGAAGAUGGUGUUCCGUGCCCACAUCAACCAACCUAAUGGCAGGAUGGUGUCCUUACAGGUGGCAUCUAACCCCAUUGAGUGCUCCCAGCGCUCAGCACAGGAGCUGCCCCUCGUGGAUAAACAGAGCAUGGAAAGCUGUGCCGCCUCAGGGGGGGAACAGAUGUUUCUCAGUGGGCACAACUUCCAGCCCGACUCCAAGGUGGUGUUUGUGGAGCGAGCACAAGAUGGCCAUCACAUAUGGGAAAUGGAGGCCAAAGUCAACAGAGAAUCAUCCAAAUCUGUGGCUUUGCUUGUGGACGUCCCACCGUACCGGAAUCAAAGAAUAUCCAGUCCAGUUCAAGUGAAUUUCUAUGUGUGCAAUGGCAAACGGAAGAGAAGCCAGUACCAGCGUUUCACAUACCUGCCCACAAACGUUCCAACCAUAAAAACAGAGCCGCACGAUGACUACGACCUCCCCCAGGUUUGUGCGCCGCUCCAUUCCGCCGGGUUGGUGCUUCAUCCGAAGCCCUACUACAGCCCCCCGGCAAUGACCCCCAUGAUGCCCUCAGAACUAAGGCCUUGUGUCAUGGGCUCAUUCACAUCGAGCCCUCAGAGACUGGUGGCAAAGCCCACCUCCCUGUCCUGCUCUUCCUCCCCCAGCACCAGCCCCAAACUACAGGAUCUUUCCCCACCUCACCUCUCCACUAAGUGUAUAUCAGCAGGAUCGAACCUAGGCCCCCAGUCUCCAACGAGCACCAUUUGCAUACUCGUUUAA